This is a messenger RNA of Linnemannia hyalina, 4188 nucleotides long. The record is from the annotation of a GenBank genome assembly. Lineage: Eukaryota; Fungi; Mortierellomycota; Mortierellomycetes; Mortierellales; Mortierellaceae.
AUGGACGACCAUCUCGACGGCUACUACUAUACUGGCCAGACCCCAUUUCGAAAACCAGACGAAUCAGCUUUCCACUUCCAUGCCCGGCGACUGAUCGCGAUCCAGACCCUGGGUCGGCUUGAGUACCAGGUCGAGGAGGCCGAGACCAAAUUUAAUAGGGCGCUUGGCCCCGUCGAGCUCACGUUUGUCGGACUUGGCGCUGUCAUCGGAACCGGCGUUUUUGUUCUUAUGGGCACAGCCGCCUCAACCAAUGCAGGCCCCUCUGUGACGCUAUCGUUUAUGCUUGGCGGACUCGUUUCUGGAAUUGCUGCCCUGUCGUAUUCAGAGAUGGCGUCAAUGAUCCCCAUCGCCGGCUCGGCUUACACUUACGCAUAUGCGUCUAUUGGAGAACUUGCAGCGUGGAUUAUUGGCUGGGACCUCAUCCUGGAAUACAUGGUCGGCGCUGCAACGGUGUCUGUCGGCUGGUCGUCAUAUCUUGUGGCCUUUCUCCAGGACGCCUUCAAUGUCACCAUACCUAAAACAUGGACAAAGGCACCCAUUAAUUGGGAAAACGGUGCCUUUCAGCUUACAGGCGCCCACUUCAACGCCCCCGCCUUUGCCAUAUCGCUUGCAGUCACCACUGUUAUCUACUUUGGGAUCCACAUGACCGCUCGGAUCAACAAUGUAUUUGUCGUCUUCAAGGUCUUGGUUCUGGUCAUCGUUAUUUUCUCGAUGAUUCCGUUUGUCAAGAUAGAACACUACCACCCCUACUUCCCAUCAGAAUUUGGCGGCGUCAAGGGUAUGCUGGAAGGAGCCUCAACUGUAUUUUUCGCCUACAUCGGAUUCGACAGCGUCAGCACUACAGCUCAGGAAGCCAGAGACCCACAGGUUAAUCUGCCCAUAGGAAUUAUGGCAACCAUUGUCAUCGCAACAGUCAUCUAUGUCGGAAUCAGUGUGGUCACUGUCGGAGUCGCAGAUUACCAUGAUCUGAAUGGCGAUUCUCCAAUGGUGGACGCAGUGAGGAUAACAGGAAUGAGAUGGCUUGUACUACUCACGGAACUGGGAGCUUUGGCGGCGACUACAUCCGUUAUCCUGGUUCUCCUUAUCGCCCAACCCCGCGUUCUCUACGCCAUGGCCAACGAUGGCCUGGUGCCCCGCCUUUUCGCAAAUGUCCACCCAAAGUACAAGACCCCAUCAACCAGCACAUUGAUCUCUGGCAUUAUUUGUGCCUUCUGCGGAGGGCUUCUGCCAAUCCAAGUUCUCAGCGAAAUUUCUUCCGUUGGAACCAUCUUUGCCUACUUUGUCGUCAACAUCGGUGUUAUCAUUCUAAGAUACACGCGCAAAACAGUACCAAGAAGGUUCAAAGUUCCUGGGGGUCCUUUCCUAUUGCCUGGUCUUGGUGCUGCCAGCUCGUUACUCCUGCUCCAAGGAGCCAAACAGGAUGCCAUCAUUCGAUUGUUGGUCUGGAUGGCGAUUGGGCUUUUAAUCUACGUCUUUUACGGAAGGCGGCACUCGGAAAUCAACAACCCCCGACUCGAGGAACAAUCCAUGCGAGUCAUCCACGAGAACUUUUCGACGAACUCCUUCAACUAUGACGGAUAUCUCGAUGACGACCUUCGGCAGCAGUAUGCACGUCAGGUGGCGCGACAAAUGGAUUACGACCAACCACGGCGGCGGCGGAGCGACCAUACUUUGGAUGGACGCACUUCCUCAGAACACGGUAUCCGCGACCCUGGUCACACGUAUGAGAUGUCAGGAAUUCCACCGAACGGCUCGUCACCGUUUGACGACGGACUUUCUGAUGGAGCUGUCGAUAGUGGGCAUGGCGUUGGGGCACCCACGACGCCGAGCGAGGGCCAUCAGGAGGCAAUUGAUGAUAUGAUCGAUGUGCCUGAACAUUUGAGUGGCCACUCCGAGAUCAAAGACCAGUCCUCCAGGGCUCAUGGCCACCACAGCAACAUCAACACUGCCGGGCGCGCUCAUCACCCAGUCAGCAACAACACCAAUACGGACCAGGAUGCCCUCUUCGACCUCAUCCUCCAACAAGUACCAGCGCCCAAACGCGAGAUGCUCUCGACGACCUGGUCCAAGGACUACCUCAACCGUCUCACAUCCCUCCCAGCCCGAGCACUCCACAACGAGCCUGAGAAACUCCGCGAGGAGCAAGUCAAAGUCGAGCGGGACAUGUCAGAACUAGCCUUCCGUGACUACAAAGCGUUUAUCCUGGUCAAGGACUGUAAACAAGAAGUCCAGUCGACGUUUGAGACUCUGGGGCAACACCUGGACCAUUUCCAGGAGACGAUCCCCGAGUUUGUCGAGACCUUGUCUGGAUUCUCGGCCAAAGUCGCACCGAUUUUGGAGAGGCAGUAUGUGUUCUCGUCGAUCUUGGCGACCCAUUCGCAGUUGUUGGAGGUGCUCGAGAUCCCGCUGUUGAUGGAGACGUGUGUCAGAAAUGGGUACUAUAACGAGGCACUCGAAUUGGCGAGUCAUGUCCAGAGAUUGGUGCUGAGGUACCCUGGGAUCGGGAUCAUUCAGGAGAUUGAUACCAAGGUUGCGCAGGGCAAAGAGAUGAUGUUGGUGCAGCUCCUAGCCCAGUUGAGAGAACCUAUCAAGCUGCCUGUCGCGUUGAGGAUCAUUGGGUUUUUGAGACGAAUUGGGAGCUUCAAGGGACAGUUGGACCUGGUCGAGGAGGAUGAUCACCAUCACCAUCCGGCAACAACCUCAAACCCCAAGGGAUCGUCGUCGUUGUUCUCGUCUGUAUCGAGCGUGUCGUCUUCAGAAACUGGUGUGGAGGAUGAGACGCCGCUCAGGAUGCUGUUCCUUAAAUCUCGUGGGCUGUACAUGAACUUGCAGCUGUCCAAAGUUGUCUACCACAAGGGCGAUUCGUUUGGAUACCUCAAGAAGUACAUUGAUGUUACCCGCGAGUGUCUCUUUGACAUCAUGACCUACUACAAGAGCAUCUUUGGCAGCGUCGACCAUUUCACGGGCUUCUCGUCAUCACUAGACUAUCGUGGCGCAGGAUCGGCCGACUCAAGUGCCACCACAACAUCAUCAGCAGGAUCAACCUUCAAGCCCUCGCAGAACUACCCGAAGCAGCACUCGUGGACGACAGACAACCUCUUGGCGGACUUUGUCACUUACAGGACCCAGACCUUGCUUCAGCUGCUCAAGGCGCACAUCCCUCAGAUCAACGACACCUCGGCGUUGUCGUCGAUCCUCACACAGCUCAUGUACUUUGGAGCCAACAUGGCCAAGAUCGGAUUUGACCUGCGGUACCUGGUCACGUCGUUGUUCGAGGAGGCCGUCAUCCGUGUGGUCGGGGGAACCUUCCAGCGAGGAGCAGACGAGUUUAUUGACGGACUUGGAGGUGAUGGCAGGAACUAUCCGGAUUGGCUGCUGCCGAGUCAAUGGAUGCUUGGCGGAACAGGACGCGCGCCUUCUUCAGCAUCUUCAACUCCUCCUUCCUCUUCUACAGCGACAUCUCCAGUGCUGGGUCGAGGAGAGGGUUCGCUUGGAUCAUCGUCUUCACAUACCAUGACACCCUUAUCCAUGUCGCCCCAGACCUGCCUCAUGGACUACCCAGCCCUGGCUUACCUGACCAAUUCGUACCUCGCAGCAUUGAACUCCCUACGUCUGCUGGCCCCACUCUCGCUGGCGAUCCCUCUCCGCGAGAUCUUGGUCGACAGUUUGUUGCGUGUAGACAUGGCUCUGGAACAGUACGACAAAUUAAUCUUUGGAGAACGGCCCUCUGGCUUCCGGUCGAGCCUCAUUGUCGCUACCACCACACCACCAGCACCCUCCGACGCCACUACUACCAACAGCCAUUUCAAGCUGCAGGGCAGGGAAGGAUCGGCGAUUCUGAACGAGAAGAAGAUCAUGGAUGGGUUCGUUAUCGUCUAUAAGCGGGCUGUCCAGGAUUAUAUCUUCAACUGCUUUGAUGAGGGCAUCUAUGGAGGACUUGUCUUAGUGGAGAAGGAUAUGGACGUUCAGGUUGACGAACAGCCCGAGAUCGACACGGAACCUGCACUUAUAACGGAGGCUCCAUCUGAGGCCACCAUGGAAGAAUCAACCGACCCCAUCACAGAACCAACCGCAGAGGAUCUGCCUUCUCAAAACACAAGCACGUCGACCGACCCUACUUCUAAUUCAACCCCAGCAGGCGAACAAGCUACACCCACACCUACAUCUCCUACCCCAAAAUCGCCAUAG